CUUGACUGCAGUUGAAGCUCAGCAUUUUCAUAUUUAGUUUUAAUAAAUAUAAAUGAGUUCAACUGAGAAUCUGAGAGAGUUUAUCAUCGAGCGGCUAACUGCUGCUGCUGAAGACAUUUUUGGAGUUUUUCAGAGAACUAUCUUCGAGUACGAGGCAGAGAUCGAUCGACAGCGCAGACUGCUGGAUAUCGUUUGGCAGCCUCACGUCAACUUACACAGAAUAGAUGUCCCACAGCAACAUGAGUGUAAAGAUGAGGAGGUUGUGGCUGACCAGCAGCCCUGUGACCAGGAGAGGAAGUUCAGUCUGGACCAAGAGGAGCCAGAGCCUCCACAGAUUAAGGAGGAGCAGGAGGAACUCUGCAGCAGUCAGAGGGGAGAGGAGCCCAUAGUGAAGCAAGAGACUGAGACAGUCAUGUUGACUCCUACUAAUGAAGAAAAUGACCAGACUGAACCUGAACAACAGCACGAACAGCAGCUCCUCUCUCACACCUCCCAUGUCACAGAAAAUCAAGAUCCCAAAGAAAGCAAGCACAUGGACUCAGAAUCAAGAGGAACAUCAGAACCAACACAAAAAGUAAGACAUAAGACGAGAAGAAUUCAGAAAACUAAAGCAUCAAAGACUGAUUGUAGUCCUCACCAGAGUCAGAAGUUUUUGAAAUGUGAAACACAUGGUGUAAGGGUUAAGAGCGAGUCAGACAUGCAGACACAUCAGGGUGUCUAUGUUGGUAAGAAGAUACAUUCAUGCAAGAUUUGUGGGAAAAUUUUUGUCUCCAAGUCAGAUUUGACUCAACAUACAAGCCCCCACACAGGUGAGAGGCCAUAUUCAUGCAAGACAUGUGGAAAAAGUUUUUUCAAGGCUUACAAACUUGACUGCUCAUUGUACAGUUCAUACACAUGAAAAGCAGUUUACAUGUGAAAAGUGCAGCAAAACUUGCAGAGGUGAAAGUGACUUGAAUAUUCAAAUGAAAACUCACACAGAUGAACUGUACUCCUGUGAUAUCUGUGGGGAAAAAUUGACUCAAAAGAAGUUUGACUAAGCACAAAAGAGAUCAUCAUACUGGUGAAAAGCUAUAUACCUGUGAAACAUGUGGUAAAUUUUUCAAAUAUAAAAGCAAGUUGAUAAUUCAUACAAGAACACACACAGGUGAGAGGCCUUUCUCCUGUAGCACAUGUGGAAAAGGAUUCAGUCAAAGUUGUAAAAUGAAAAUUCACAUGAGAUUACACACAGGUGAGAGGCCUUUCACCUGUAGCACAUGUGGAAAAGGAUUUAGUCAAACUUCUCACAUGAAAAUUCACAUGUGAACACACACAGGUGAGAGGCCUUUCUCCUGCAACAUAUGUGGAAAAGGAUUCAGUCAAAGUUGUAAAAUGAAAAUUCACGGGAUUACACACAAGUGAGAGGCCUUUCUCCUGCAGCACAUGUGGAAAAGGAUUUAGUCAAAGUUCUAAAAUGAAAAUUCACAUGAGAACACACACAGGUGAGAGGCCUUACUCCUGUGUUACCUGUGGGAAAUCAUUUUCCACGAGAAGUACUUUGGAUCAGCACCAAAGAAUUCAUACAGGUGAAAAAACGUUUACUUGCAAAGCAAGUGACAGGUCAUUUAAAUACUUGCAAGCUUUCACAGUUCACAUGAGAAGAGCUCACACAGGUGAUCGUCCAUACCUUUUUAAGACCUGUGGGAAACAAUUCUUUGAGUCAUCUGAUCUUUCACGACACAUGAAGUCACAUGCAGACAAGUAGCCAUGUGUACACAGAUGUGGUGGAGAUGACUGAGUUUGAGCUCGUAAUGUCAGAUCUGAAACUCACUAAUAGAUCUUAAUUGGGACACUUUUCAUUGUCAUCUCUGGGCAAGUGAGAUAAAAUAGUGUGCCUCUCCAGGGGGCAGAGUUAGUUUAUUGUGUGACUUUGGAGAAACUGAGAACAAGUUUAAUUUUCCUUUUAACUUUUCAAUUUACAGUAAUUUAAGGGGUGUACUUUUCAGAAAAAUGUCUACCAUAAAUUCAAAUUUCUUUUUUUUUUGGUUGGAGGGCUAUGAAAAAUGUUUGUUUUGCUUUAGAAAAAGAACCUUUUUAAAGCAGAUUUUAUCUGCAAGGCCUCUUCUUACCUUCUUCCCUAGAGCCAAAAAGAAAACACUGGUCAAUCUUGUCUCCGGAAAACAUAUUUUUGAGACAGCAGAACUGUCAUGUUACUGUUAUGCAGCACAAGUGUACUACAAUGCAGAAUUAGUUUUAGAGAGUGAGAUUGUGUUUAGAUUUUUUGGGAAAAAAUGAGCAAAUUAGUAUUGUAAACUGUGUCUAACUUGGUGGAGGACCUCGAUGCUGGUGAAUCAGUAUUCCUGGCUACCAUUACACUGUGAAGACAAAAGAACACUCCAGGCAUCUCUGAGAAAAUGUGAAAGAAAAGUUGAGUGAUGGAUACCAAAAAAAAAAAUCAAAGGAACUGUAAGUGGUUGUGGAGGCUUGCAAACAGAGAGAUGAGAGAAAGAGGCUGUUGAACAUUGGUGCUGCAUACCAGAAUGCAUACACAAAUUAACAAGGCAGGGUUGUUGCUUGAAGGAAUGAUGACUGGUUUGUGAUCCUUGGGUUGAAUUGGUCUAACAGAAUAGGAUGAAGGGUUAGAGAACCAUGGGGUUCUAAUUGCAUUUACAAAGUGAAUGCCUUUUCCCAGUUAUUAGUGUUGCUGUUAAGGUUGUGUGUUAUAUUUGAAAUAUGUUAUAAGAAUGUUUGUAGUGACUGAUCCUGUUAUCCUUGUUUCUGUUGUUACCAGACGUCCAGUUUAACAUUUGUGUAAGAACAAAAACACUGGACUGAAACUCCCUCCUCCUCUCCUGACUCUUGUGCUACCUGUGGGGUAACAUUGACUCAGAGAAGUAGUUUAGAUAAGCAAAGCAGAGACUGGUGAAAAAAUAAAAUUUGCUGCCUAGCGUGUGACAGGUCUUUCCCUUAUUCAGAACUCUUCAAAGUUCACAUGAGAAGAGUUCAAAAAGGUGAGUGUCCACACCUUUGCAAGACCUGUGAGAAAAGAUUUGUUGCCUCAUCUGAUCUUUCACGACACAUGAAAUCCCAUGCAGAUAAGUAGCUGUUUGCAUA
Messenger RNA from Cheilinus undulatus (humphead wrasse), 3090 nucleotides. Its product is annotated as zinc finger protein OZF-like. The transcript is spliced from 2 exons. Gene Ontology annotation, biological process: negative regulation of transcription by RNA polymerase II. Lineage: Eukaryota; Metazoa; Chordata; Actinopteri; Labriformes; Labridae. The coding region runs from base 53 to 898 and encodes 281 amino acids. Gene Ontology annotation, molecular function: DNA-binding transcription repressor activity, RNA polymerase II-specific; RNA polymerase II cis-regulatory region sequence-specific DNA binding. The record is from RefSeq and is a predicted model, not a curated record.